AUGUCAUUCGCCAACAAAACCAAACAACAUGCCUGCAGCAACGAAACAACGACGACGAACAAACAAACAACAGCGCCUCCACUAUCUGUGCAAAUUAUGGACCGGAAAAGAUCCUUCCUGAAAGAAACACAAAAUCGCCUGCGUCAACAAACACCAGUUGCUGACACGUAUACAUGGAAAUUUAACGGGACAUCGUCCCUACCGGCCGGUGUAACCGAGCAGCUUAUAUCUGGACAAACGGGAGGUGGGUCAGGUAUAGAUAUUCUACAUAUUAAAAACUUGACAGAGUCAACAUUCGGAACGUACACGUGUGCGGCGACAGUCAACGGAUAUACAACAGAACAAUCUCAUUUUAUUGGAAUACUUGCCGAGAAGCCCGUUGUCAACAUAAUUAAACCACCGGUAUCUUCAAGUUUUGCUAUACAAUGUCAAGUAACUGGAUAUCCUGCUCCAAACAUACAAUGGGACUUUAUUCCGAAAGCGACGUCACAUGUACAUCAGAAUAACAACCAUGGUCUACCGCACGAUGUCCAAGCCCUGUACGAGACUUAUCAGUCGACACUGUUUGUAAAUAAGUACGUCCCUGUCGAUCACACUGGUCGCUGGUAUUGUAAGGCAAGCAACGCUGCAGGAACCGCUGUUUAAGAAGUACACAUUCCAUAGGUGUGUUAAAGAAGUACACAUUCCAUAGGUAUACUUUCAUACUUCCUCACUGCGACUUUCUUUUAUUUUUGUUGUAAUGGUAGUAUUCAUAUUUUACUGUAAACAUUGGAAAAUAACAAUAUAAACUAAAA
Messenger RNA from Ruditapes philippinarum (Manila clam), 794 nucleotides. RefSeq names its product MAM domain-containing glycosylphosphatidylinositol anchor protein 2-like. Bases 1 to 645 code for a protein of 214 amino acids. The transcript has 6 exons. NCBI's taxonomy places the organism in Eukaryota, Metazoa, Mollusca, Bivalvia, Venerida, Veneridae. The record is from RefSeq and is a predicted model, not a curated record.